GACCGGCUGCAGGCGGCAGGGGCGCAGAGGAAGCGAGGCGGCGGGCUGGAGAUAUGGACCGGGGCAAGCAAGGUGUGCUGAGAACAGACCCAGUACCAGAGGAGGGGGAAGAUGCUGCUGCCACGAUCAGUGCCACAGAGGCCCUGUCAGAAGAGGAGCAAGAAGAGCUAAGACGAGAACUUGCAAAGGUAGAAGAGGAAAUCCAGACUCUUUCUCAGGUAUUAGCAGCAAAAGAGAAGCAUCUAGCGGAGAUCAAGAGGAAACUUGGAAUCAGUUCACUACAGGAAAUAAAGCAGAACAUUGCCAAAGGGUGGCAAGAUAUGACAGCAACAUCUGCAUAUAAGAAGACAUCUGAAACCUUGUCUCAGGCUGGACAGAAGGCUUCAGCUGCUUUUUCAUCUGUUGGAUCAGUCAUCACUAAAAAGCUGGAAGAUGUGAAAAACUCCCCAACUUUCAAAUCAUUUGAAGAAAAAGUUGAAAACUUAAAGUCCAAAGUAGGGGGAACCAAGCCUGCUGGCGGUGAUUUUGGAGAAGUCUUGAACUCGACUGCAAAUGCUAGUGCCACCGCUACAGAGCCUCUCACAGAGCAGACACAGGAGAACCCGUGA
Molecule: messenger RNA, 608 nt
Organism: Orycteropus afer afer
Lineage: Eukaryota; Metazoa; Chordata; Mammalia; Tubulidentata; Orycteropodidae
Source: RefSeq, a predicted model, not a curated record